AUGACGACGAGCAGCCAAGUAACAGCCAAGAAUAACGUCACCUACGUGGGCUUUUACCUCCACCAGCCAUCCACGGCGACCAUCUUCAUCGUGUCCUACCUGCUCAUCUUCUUGGUGUGCAUGGCGGGCAAUGGCGUGGUGUGUUUUAUUGUGCUGCGCAGCCGGAACAUGCGGACCGUCACCAACUUGUUCAUCCUGAACCUGGCUGUGAGUGACCUCCUGGUGGGGAUUUUCUGCAUGCCGACAACACUUCUCGAUAACAUAAUUACAGGGUGGCCGUUUGGAAGCCUGGUGUGCAAAAUGAGCGGGAUGGUGCAAGGCAUCUCUGUGUCGGCAUCCGUCUUCACCCUGGUGGCAAUCGCCGUGGACAGAUUCCGAUGCAUCGUUUACCCAUUCAAGCAAAAGCUGACCAUCUCCACUGCCACCCUGAUCAUCGUAAUCAUCUGGGUCCUGGCCAUAUCCAUUAUGUGUCCGUCGGGUGUGAUGCUACAGGUGACGCAGGAGCAGAGCAUCCAAGUGCUGCUGGGGUACGACAACAAAACGACUCCUUUUUACUGGUGCAGGGAGAACUGGCCCAAUCAGGACAUGCGGAAGAUUUAUACCACCGUGUUGUUCGCCAACAUCUACCUGGCUCCGCUGUCCCUCAUCGUGGUCAUGUAUGCACGCAUCGGCAUCACACUUUUCAAGACCGCCAUGCCCACAGGCGGCAAGCCAGGUCACGACAACCGACACAGCGUCUCCAAAAAGAAGCAACGGGUGAUCAAGAUGCUGCUGAUCGUUGCCUUGCUCUUCAUCCUGUCCUGGCUGCCCCUGUGGACCCUCAUGAUGCUGAGUGACUACGCCCGGUUAACGGAGCAACAGUAUCGCAUUGUUAACAUCUACGUGUACCCCUUCGCCCACUGGCUGGCAUUCUUCAACAGCAGUGUCAACCCAAUCAUCUACGGAUUCUUCAAUGAGAACUUCCGACGAGGAUUUCAGGUGGUGUUCAAGUUUAGCCUUUGCGCAGCCGACGGACAGCGGAGGAAAACAUACUCGCACAGGCUGCAGCCCAACUCAGUGCUACCGGCCAAUAACGUGCAGACAUCCCUGGAGCCCAUCUCGCUAAACAGCCUGGACAAAGCCAGCUCCAGGCGGAUGCACCAAAUUGCGGAACAAGACUUGGUCUUGGAGGACCUGGAAAAGGGGUCCUGCAGUAGUGGUGGGGUAACGGCUGUGUCCAUUUGA
Messenger RNA from Syngnathoides biaculeatus (alligator pipefish), 1224 nucleotides. It is a transcript of the gene npffr2a, whose product is annotated as neuropeptide FF receptor 2a. Gene Ontology annotation, cellular component: membrane. Bases 1 to 1224 code for a protein of 407 amino acids. Gene Ontology annotation, biological process: regulation of adenylate cyclase activity; regulation of cAMP-dependent protein kinase activity; G protein-coupled receptor signaling pathway. Lineage: Eukaryota; Metazoa; Chordata; Actinopteri; Syngnathiformes; Syngnathidae. The transcript is spliced from 4 exons. Gene Ontology annotation, molecular function: opioid receptor binding; peptide binding; neuropeptide receptor activity. The record is from RefSeq and is a predicted model, not a curated record.